AUGGGAGGGGCGCAGAAAUCCUCGGUGUAUAAGAAGUGCUGUUCUCACAAGUAGGGAUUUUACACAGCAACUCAGGACGAACGAAAUGAGCUGCCCCAGAGCCGCUACAAAAUGCUGGAUGGACACCUUCUCCUGGGAUGGUUAUCAUUUACCAUUAUAGUGCAUCUGAUCAGCUUGCCUGGACCGUGCACAGCUUACUUCGGGCUAACAGGUAAUGAACCCCUGUCCAUUUUGCCACUGAGCUCACAGCCAGACGAAAGGGCGGGCAAGGCGCACUACAAGCUGUGUGAUCGACUCAAACUGGAGAAGAAGCAGCGCAGAAUGUGCAGACGGGACCCUGGUGUGGCCGAGACUCUGAUGGAGGCCAUCAGCAUGAGUGCCUUAGAGUGCCAGUAUCAGUUUCGCUUUGAGAGAUGGAACUGCACCUUGGAGGGCCGCUACAGGGCUAACAUUUUAAAGAGGGGCUUCAAGGAGACGGCAUUCCUCUAUGCCAUCUCCUCGGCUGGACUGACCCACGCCAUGGCCAAAGCCUGCAGCGCUGGACGCAUGGAGCGCUGCACCUGUGACGAGGCUCCUGACCUGGAGAACCGCAAGGCCUGGCAGUGGGGAGGCUGCGGAGACAACCUCAAGUACAGCAACAAAUUUGUCAAAGACUUCCUGGGUAAGAGGUCCAACAAGGAUCUCCGCGCCCGGAUAGAUAUGCACAACAGCAACGUAGGAAUGAAGGUGAUCAAGGCGGGGGUGGAGACCACCUGUAAGUGUCACGGAGUUUCAGGCUCGUGUACCGUGCAAACAUGCUGGAGGCAGCUGGCACCCUUCCACGAAAUCGGCAAGGAGCUCAAGCAGCGCUAUGAGACUUCAAUCAAAUUGGCCAGCCCCUCCAAUGAGGCGACCGGGGAAGGCGAGAUCUCCCAGACGCGAACCCAGGGCCAGCAGCCCUCUCCGGGCCCCCGAACGGAACUCAUUCCCCGCACCUCUGACCUUCUCCACAUCGAGGACUCGCCGAGCUUUUGCAGGCCUAGCAAGUAUUCGGCAGGCACCAUGGCCCGCAAAUGCUACAAGGACAAGAACUGCGAGGCCAUCUGCUGCGGCCGGGGCCACAACACUCAGAGCCGGGUGGUGACGAGACCCUGUCAGUGCCAGGUGCGCUGGUGCUGCUAUGUUGAAUGCAAACAGUGCACGCAAAGAGAAGAGGUUUACACCUGUAAGGGGUAAAACCUUCACGACCAUGCAGAUAAUCUCUCACCAGUCUGAACGAGUGGAAGGAAAAAGAGAGCAAACCGUUGGUUUGGAACGGUCUCAAAGACUAGUCGAAAGCACUUUUUUGAGAGGUUUUGCAGGGCAUUUUUUUCUGUUUUCUAUGCGGAGCAGCGCAAAAGCUGUAUAAUAUACACCAAGCCUAAGGGAAUGGUCUACAGCUUUGAGAGACACCUUGGAACUAGAUUAAACAUUUUACGGAGUAAUUCGUCUGCCAAGAUAUCAAUCAGCAGUGAAGUCCAGUCUUGGGCAGACAAUUGUUUGUCCAGUGAUUUGACAGCCUCUGAAUAAUAGCUUCAAGCCGUAUGUGUUCGUAUGUGACUUAAUUCCAACUUGGAGAUGGAAUAUGCAAUGAAAAAUGGUGGCGUCAGAUUUAUUCUACAACACCCACACAAGAGUGUGUAUGCAUAUGUACAUAGAUAAAAUUACAUUAUAAUUCUAUUAUAUACACCACUUAUCUGAGUAUGUUAAAUAACCACUAACCACACAAAUGCUUUAUUGUUUGUGUGCUUGCAUUCACUUUGUGUUGUAAUUCUCUUCGACAAGGCCCUUAGGAAAGCAAUACUUUUUUUGAUUUGUGUUCUUCUGUGGAUAUAAUUUAUGGAACAUCUCAGUCCUUGCAUGGAAGGAAAAUGUGCUUUUCCUUCCUUUUUGCUUUUUUAUUUUAUUAUUUGCUUGACAGAGGAAAUCUUUGCCAGUCUAUUUAAGAUUUAACUCGGCCUUAAACCAACUCUUCAAAUGACUGUUCAGGGAACCAGUGAAACCACUAUGCGCCGUUGGAUGGUAAAGACAUCUCUGAGAUAUCGCAAGGAGCGUUAGUCUCCGUGAUUUAGGCUUCCACUUGAUGACAGGUCUGUCCAUCCAGCUGCUGAUUCAUUGCUGUAAUCGAUGCAGCAGUGCUUUUUAGGACAAUGCUGGUUAAAUAUGAAAUAUGCCAUGGUUCGUGGCCGCUUUACAAUCUGACAGCUGGAGGGAGCAAAUAUGAUUUGAGAAUAAACACGACAGACAAAUUUGCAUCGCAGUAAAAUAGUUCUUAACCUAAUUUUCCCCUUUUUGCAUUGUAUUUUUAGGGGGAAGGGAUAAUUAACCUCAGAGCUACUCUAAAACAUUUUCCAGCAGAUACAGAUGUUGGAAAAUUACGGUGAACGAUUUUAAAUUCAAGUGUAGAUGAUGUACUGCUUGACUGUGGUUCUCUCUUGUCACGUUGUUAACUUUUACGUUUAUGAGCAACCAUAUUGGACAAAUGCCAUAUUUGACAAAAUUGUUUCAUUGAAUCCGUUCACAGUUGUGGAAAGGCUGAACAUGGCAUAUUUUUACGGACGUAGAAGUCUAUAUAUCUUUAUCGUAAAAUAUAAACACUGAAAUUCCAUAUUUUUGAAAAUUAUUUAACAUAACAGCCUGCGUGGAGAAUGCUCUGUGUGACCAAAUGACAGGAUCUAAGUUUCUGAUCAGACUUUUAAUCAGUUUAGUGGCAGCACAAACGUAUGACUUUGUAUUCAGACCGCCAAACUCUGUUGAGACCCACAUUGUGUAAAUACAGUAUAUGGAAAUUAAGAUAUGACAAAAUAUAUAUGAAUUAAUUAUAUAUGCUCCUUUAUUUUUUUAGUUUAGUGUGAAUGAACUACUGAGUGAGAGACCGACAACAAGAAAAAUGGCACCAUUCACGCACUGAAGCUUGGAAGCUCUUUUAUUUAUUUAUGUAUUUUUUUUUUUUAUUGUAAAUAGCUAUGGUUAUGUUCCUGUGGCAUACAGACAAAAGUGAGGCAAAUGCGUACCGCUUUUGGACAGAAGUUUCCAGAAUAAAGAUGUUUAGACCUGUCUGGCUGAGAAGAGGUACGUUGUUGUUUUAAAUUCAAAUUCAAAACUUAAACCGUUUAUUUCAAACUUUUUAUGAAGUGCCAAGUUCAGUGCUUUGUAAAUAAAUGUUACAAUUUUAGAUAAUUAUCCAUAAUAGAUCUCUGUGAAAGUAUGCAUCAUCAAGAAAGCACUGUAUUUGAUCCUAUUUGUGUCAAAUCUUUAAAUGAGCAAAUUAACUUUUAAUUUUGGAUCUGAUGGAUAAUUCAAUAAGGAAAGUUUUGGCGAAUGCUCAACUAAAAAGACAUCAACAUCUACAUGAAUAGACAGCACUACAAAAAAACGUUUUUUUUUAUAGUAAAAAAUACGCAUUUCCAUUUUUGUAUUAGUUUGUAAGACUUUUUGCUUCUCAAGUAAGGAUGUUCAUGUAUUUGCCAUGAGGAAAAAAAGGCUGAUACUUCAUAUCAAUAUGAAGAAAAACUGAUUUUGAUGCAAAUUUUUACUACAAAAACCAAGGGGUGCAGGAAGUUAUUCUGUCUGAGAAGGGAUUCAAUUUUUCUUUCAUUUAAAGUAACGAGCUGAAUUCCAAAUAGUUAUUUGAUGGGGAGACAUGCCAAUUAAAGAAUGCAUGGAAACACAAACAUAGACUUUAGCACGCUAAAUGGAAACCAUAAUGGCUAUGCCGAGUUUUUCACCAGUCAUGUUGUCUGCCCACAGCAGAAGUGAACAGGAAAAAGCAAUGACAUGCAUACAAGAUUUAAUUCUCCUCAUCUGCCCUUUUUACAUCUGUCCUGAUUCACUAAAUACGCUGACAAACAAUGUAGAUAUCACUUUUGGCAUGCUGCAUGUUCUCAGUAAUCAGUAAUAUUUUUUAUUGACAGAAGGCAUUGUGAAAGCAUAUGUUAUACGUUUCUUUUUUGUUGUCGUCUUGUUCCUUAUUCUUACUUUCCAAUGCAACCUGUAUAAAAUGUAUUUGGUAGGAAAAAUGGACACGGAGACAAACUAUAACUUAUUUCGAAAUGAUUUAUGAGCAUGUGUUAAUUGUACAUUUUGUAAAGUUCAAGAUGAUUUUCUAUAUAUUUUCUCUGUCUUGCAUUUUUCUCGUAAUUGGGUAUUUGCUUUCUGGGGUUGAGGUAUAUGUUUUUGUUUUUCUUGCUUUUUUUUCUACAACAUAAUUGCUCCUGAUGGAAAAAUUCCCCCCAAGAUAAAGAACGAUGCAAACCCUCUAAUUCAGUUCCAGUCCUAUUUGUCCUUAUUUAUUAUAAGGAAUGUAUACCAAAGAUUAAAAACAUUUAGUAUGUAACCGAUACUAAACUACAACCCCCACAAUAAGGCUAUACAUGUCCCAGUUAGCUGUAGCAAUCUUAUCACUUGUAGCAUAAAGGCUUUAAAAUGUUAUUCUGUUUUAUACUAUUUUGUUGAUUAUAUGAAAUAAACAUAACUAGCAAGUCAGUCGAUUGUUUUAGACCUACAUUCAUCGAGAGUGGAUCGCAGAGACAUUUUUUUCCAUAAAUUCCAAUGGCUUGGUCACUAUUCUGAUUUUUGUCAGGGUUUGUGCAAUGCUGUAACUAUUAAAAGGCAUUCUUUUUUCUUUUAAGGGCAGAGUUUUUGUCAGUAGUUCGUCUUUGUCCACUUUUUCUUGUCUUAUGGGAAACUAUUUUCCUCUAAAUUAUUUUCCUCUACCUCAUGUGUAUAGCUUGUAGGUAUAAACUGAUCAUGAAUGACUGGUAAGAAUGUAUUUAAGUUAUUUAACAUCUUUGUAUAACAAAGGCAAGAAAAUCUGAAAAUA
Messenger RNA from Puntigrus tetrazona (Sumatra barb), 4840 nucleotides. RefSeq names its product wingless-type MMTV integration site family, member 9A (gene wnt9a). The record is from RefSeq and is a predicted model, not a curated record. Lineage: Eukaryota; Metazoa; Chordata; Actinopteri; Cypriniformes; Cyprinidae. Gene Ontology annotation, molecular function: frizzled binding; cytokine activity. Gene Ontology annotation, cellular component: extracellular region. Gene Ontology annotation, biological process: cell fate commitment; neuron differentiation; multicellular organism development.